AUGGGUAAAGCAGAAUUGAUGGCCGAAGUAAGGGAGAAGAAGGCUGCUAAUCCUAUGCGUGAAUUGAAAAUCCAGAAAUUAUGUCUGAACAUUUGUGUUGGAGAAUCUGGUGAUAGGUUGACUCGUGCAGCUAAGGUAUUGGAGCAGUUGACCGGUCAAACUCCAGUAUUCUCGAAAGCACGUUACACGGUGCGUUCGUUCGGCAUCAGACGUAACGAAAAGAUUGCAGUGCACUGCACUGUGCGUGGCCCGAAAGCAGAAGAAAUCAUCGAACGUGGUCUCAAGGUGAAAGAGUACGAGUUGUAUCGCGAGAACUUUUCGGAUUCGGGUAAUUUCGGGUUCGGCAUUCAAGAGCACAUCGAUUUGGGCAUAAAAUACGACCCGUCGAUUGGUAUUUACGGCAUGGACUUUUAUGUGGUGUUGGAUCGUGCUGGACGUCGUGUUGCGAAACGACGACGUGCUGUUGGUCAUGUGGGACACACACACCGUGUUGGCAAGGAAGAGGCUGUUAAAUGGUUCCAGCAAAAGUACGACGGUAUAAUACUGCCACCGAAGGCAAAAGAGAUUCGUCACGGACGUAGACAUUGA
Anisakis simplex (herring worm) is the source of this 588-nucleotide messenger RNA. The record is from the annotation of a GenBank genome assembly. Lineage: Eukaryota; Metazoa; Nematoda; Chromadorea; Rhabditida; Anisakidae.